CCCAAAAGUGUUCAAUAUUAUGGCCGCCAUAGUGGAUUGGAAAGUUAUCACAAAAUAAUUAAUUUUCAGAAAUAUAAUAAGUUGGUUGUAAAAAACGUUUCUUUUUAUGUAAUUAAAGUGAACUUUUAGUAAUUACAUAUAAAUCUUUAGGUGUGCAAUCCAUUUCUAAGCUCCUUAUAAAGGUACAAAUGGACAAAUACUGUGUAAACAAACGAAUUUGUUCGUUUGUUUUGUUUACGUCGGUUGUUUGGAAAUAAUAUUCUCAUUCUGUUACCGUUUGUAACAGUAAAGGAUUUUGGCUAUUUAUCAAAAAUUGCGUCUAUUUCAUUUCAAACUGUGAUAUGGAUUAACUGCUUUUCAAAAAAGAGUGAAAUUGUGUUUUCUGCCAUGUUGGAAGCAGUUCAUAUCACUAAAGUGGAUGUAACCAGUCCACGAACUCAGCUGGUACCAUCGCGAUGAGUGUCACUUUGAGAGUUGGAGCUGUUAAAAACAGUGGGGGCCAAGAGUCACAUUAUGGCAGUGGAGAUGAGGCAUCUUCAUCAUACACAGAUGCUGAUGUUCUUGAUAUUCCACUGCCUGAACACACUUACCAAAGACCUCUCCCACCCUCCAGCACGCAUGCUCUUAAUAGCUUUAGCUAUUUUGGUCUUCCUUAUCAGGAUCAUAAUUAUGGGAUGCCACCACCUCCAUCUCCUCCCCGACCAGUUUCGCCUAGGCCACCAUCACCUCUUCAGGUUAAUGGUGUUGUUCAGCUUGAAGAAGAGGUUAAAACAAGUCUCCCUGUAUCUGUUGCAGAAGAAGUUGUGGAAGAUAGUAUCACACGAUGUAUCUGUGGUUAUCUGCAUGAUGAUGGUUACAUGAUUUGUUGUGACAAAUGCAGUGUUUGGCAGCAUAUAGAUUGUAUGGGUGUUGACAGAAAUAACAUCCCUGAAAGCUACUUUUGUGAGAUUUGUCAGCCUAGAAUUUUAGAUGCUAUGAAGGCGAAAACUCUGCAAAAAAGAAAGAGGGAAGAGCUGGCAGCCCGUAAUGUCUUGUCGGAUUCAAGUGCUACUGAUACAGAUCCUGAAGAACCUGCAAAUGCUCUGGCUUCUAUGGGACGGAAACUUCCUUCUGGAAAGAAAAAAAGUUUAAAACACAAGCGAGCUUCAAAAGUUAAGGACAAACCUCCAUUGAAACUGAAAAUAGGCAAACCACUUUCACAGAAAAAGGUGAAAAAAGCAGGGAAAAAAGAAAAAGAAAAUAUCAAAGCAUCAAAGCAAAAAAAGUUAUUCAAGCAAGGCUCUCAAAAAAUAAAACUGGGGAAAUUAAAAAACAGGCCAUUACUGACACUAGAGCAAUUGAAUGCAGAUCCAUGGAAUAGUAAUUUAAGCCCUUGGGUUGAUUCAUAUGAACAUGCACAUGAGAACCAGUACAGUCCGGCUGUUAAAGAGUUUUCUUGUAACUCUCAUCUCAUUGGUCACUCAGUGGAUAUAUCAUCCAUAAUGCCUGAUCAUAUGUUAUCACAACUAACUUGUGUUUCUGUAGCUGAUGUUAGAAAAAACAGAAAGGGUUUGAAAGCAACACAAGAGAUCCCUGCCGGCCAGGUGGUUAUUGAGUACAAAGGCAGAGUCAUGCUUCGUCACGAUUAUGAUAAAGAAUAUGCUUUUGUUAAUUCUUUUAAAAAACUUCAACCAUUUGUACUUUUUUAUUCUAAAUUGGAUGUUGAUCUCUGUGUUGAUGCCAGAAUAUUUGGCAAUGAAGCUCGUUUCAUCCGUAGAUCAUGUUCCCCAAAUGCAGAGGUUAAGCAUAUUUUUACACAAGGGAAGGUUUAUUUUGUGAUUGUGUCUCUAAGAGAUAUUUCAGCUGGAGAUGAAAUUACUAUUCCAUUUGAUUACAACUAUCAAGAUUGUUCAUAUUGUGUGGAAUGUGCUUGCAUGAAAAACAAUUGUGCUGUUACAAAAUAUUGGAAAAAACAGAAAAACGCUUACAAGUCUUCAACAAAAGAGUUUACUUUGAAACGCAAGAAACAGCUAACUGGUGGUGAUGCAAGCAGAGAUUGUUCUAAUGACACUUCUAACUCAAGUUCUUCUCAUACCAGUCCAAGUAGAGUAUUAUCGUCACCAGUGAAAGCAUUGCAGAUGAAAUUAGCUACAUCUUCCAGUCCUCCUAGAUUAAGUAGCCCUAUUAAACUUUCAAACGUAUCCACUCUCUUGGCUGCUUCAGCCCUUCUUGAUGAACAGCCUGAUAUUGCAUCCAGUCUUAAGCUUGAGGUUCCUGAAUCAUUACAGCAGCAAGCACCACCACCCCCAGCUCCACCUCCCCCACCACCAAAGCCAGUGGCAACGCAAAGAAGAGGAAGCCGUCUCAUUGAAGAGACAUUCAAAGAAGAGAAAGUAGAACCAAUAGCUCUCUCCCAGAUGAAAGAAAAGCAUGUUAAAAUAAAGGAGUCUAAAACAAAAGAUAAAGAAAGCAAAGACCAUCAUUAUCAUCAUCCAGAAAUAAAAAGGGAGAGGCGCCCAUCUUCACGGAGGCAAAGUUUAGAUGAACUUGAAGAUACAGUAGAUCCCAAGCUUGAAUCUUCUGCUUCUGCUGGAAAUGAAUCUGAAGACUCCAACACUGGGUUUGAAUGUCCUAGAAAAAUGACACGAGAGGAAAGAAAACUGGAUGCUAUUAUGAAAGCAUUUGAAAAAAUGGAAAAACGUGAAGAAAGAAGAAAAGAAGCAUUGGCAAGAGGAGAAAUAGGAACUAAGAAAUGUUCAGAAACAAAGCCUAAAAAGGAAAAUGAUGGACAAAACAGCAGUGGUAGCACACAUUCUCGUUGUACUUCCCAAGACAGCCCUUCUGAUACAGAUCCCAAAACUGAGCCAAAUGAGGAAAAUCCUGAAAUAAAAUCUCCAGAAUCUUGUACGGAUGUUAAACCUGAAAGUCCUGCUACUGGUACUCCUCCAGCCAGUAGUGCAAAUACCACAAGCUAUUUCUCUUCAGCAGUUCUCACUUCUAUGCAAGAUAAGCCACUCAAAGAAGAGCUCCCGCCCAAGCCUGUUAGAAAGGCUGGGAAAAGAAAAAGAAGAAGAAGUAGAGUGCAGAGCACAGCGGUUAUCUCUGAUGCUGCAUCAAUAUCAACAGAUGAAGGAAACAGUAACAGCAGCUUUCCACCAGCUCCAUUAUCAGUGCCUGUUCCAAUUACUCCUUGCCCUAUGAACAAUCCCAAUUCAGAACCUGAUGGAGGUGUUUUCAAAUUUAUAAAGACAAAAAAGCACCUUUAUGAUGAGUGGACAAAUAAACAAGAAGAUGAAACAAACAAAAAUGAAGAAGAAAUGUUUGUUCAUUGUUUACCUAAUCCACAUGUAAAUACAAUGGAACAUCUACAACGAAGAAAUUCCAGUAGUGCUGGCUGCAAUAGCAAAGGUGCAGAAUCGAGUGCUGGUUCAGCAAAAAAGCGGUGGCUGCGCCAAGCAAUGCAUGAAGUUCCAACACCAUUCAUUUUAAACCAUGGCCUGUCCGUAAGCACAGAUAGUGGCGGAGCCUCCCCAAUUCAUGGUAGUUCAAGUCCAAAUCCUGGAACAGGGUUGGGAAGUCCUGGGGCAGCAUCUCCUUUAGACUUUGUGACACCACUUAAAAAGCGAAGGUUAAUGAGGGAAUCACUUUCAAUUGAAAGUAACGGGCCUUCACCUAGUCCUGGCAUCUUAUCAGAGAGCUUUGCUUCCAAUAACAUUGGCAUCACUUCAAAAACAAAUGGAGUGAAACAGAUUUUCCCAGCGCACCGUCACAGUGUAGAUGAUAGAUUGUUGUUACAUAAAGGCUACCCUCAUCAAAAUGGCUUUAAAGAAGCAGUUACUCUGAACGAUGGAAAGAAGUCAUGCACUGCCUCAUCCUCACAAUGUGCUUUGUCAUCAGCCCUCCUUGAAAACAAUUUGCCCACUGUGAACACAGACCAAAGAGUUGAGUCAUUUCCUGAUCUGGACACAAUGCUACCUGUACCAGUUUCCUUAACUUGGGCUAAUGGUAUGUCUGAGGCAGUGCCAAUCUCUUCUGUGUCAUUGCCAUUCACUCAGCCUAAACCAAACACAAAAUACCCUCUUAAAUUUAGAGGUAUUUUUGAAAGAAUGGAAGUAGACAGCAGUAAUGAGCCGCCAAAUGAGCGAGAAAUUCAACCAAUAGCCUCAACAUCUAGAAUAGAAAACAAUGGACUUGAUUUGUUGCAGCCCCUGUAUAAAAGUAUUGAAGAGGAUACCAGAAUUGAUAGCUCCGCAUCUACAGUUGUUGUUGUAAAUAGCAGUGGUGUGUACAAUGGUGUAAAUAAUCUAAUAGAUGAGGGAAGUGAGGCUGGCUGUGUUACAGCCAAGACAAUAAUGGAUGAAGACAGUCCAGCAACUGUUCGUGUUGAUUUAAAUGCUCAUGAAAUGGAACCAACUUCAUUAACUGAUAGCACUGCUGUUGUUAAUCUCAACAAUAGAUUUUUUGCUAGUAGUCAAGACAGGCUGAGCUUCAUAACUCAAGGGGAAUGUCAGGUAAAUAGUUCUGAAGAUAUUGUUGAACCUUUGACCGGCCAUAAUAGUGAAAUCUGUGAUAAUGUCUGCACUGACUCUGCGAGUGUGCAUGUAAGUGAGAAUGACAUCCAAAGAACUUUGAACUUAAGUCACACAGAAGGUGAAGUUGUAGAUAGUUCUCAGCAUGUAAAUAGAAAUGUGUUAGGACAGUUUUCAGCAGUAUUUGAAGAAAGGAACUCAAUAAAUCCUUCAAGUAUGCUUGGCACUUCAGUUGGUUCUAGGCUUGAUGCGGAGUGUAUUAGUUCAAGUGGUCAGACCAGCUCGACUUUGGUAGAAUCUGUGUCAGAGGAGCCGAUGUGUGAUUCUUUUGAGGAAUCUGAACAAAAUAUGGAAAGUGUUAAUAACAGACAUUGUGAUUCCAACAGCAUAAAUGUUGAAGACAGUAGCAUGCAUGAUGAUCCUGAUGAGAAUAGCAGUGAUAAUGUGCAGUUGAGGAGUUGUGACUCCAUGGGAAUAAAUUCAGUAUCCAAUCAUCCAUCUACUAGUAGUAUGAAUGAAAGUAAUGACAUUGAAGAGGAAACAAGUGAUACUGCUGUCUCUGAGUCACACUGUAAUGGACAGCCCUCUUUUUUCAACAAUGCUGUUGAUAACAAUGUUGACUCAACAAGUUCAGAGACACACAGGGAAGCUAUUCGCAGACCAAUUUUUCAUACUUUAACUGUGGACACAGGUAAUAUAGACACAGCAAUCCUGGAUGGUGGCUGUGACAGUAACUAUGAAAGAUUACCCAGUGCGGAGGGCAUGUGUGAAAAUUCAGUUACUGGGGAUGAGUCCUCUAUGGAAGGUUUAGGUGUUUCUUCUUCAAAUGGUUUGGAUUCACAAAUGGGUAACAGUGCGUGGGAAAGCUACGGUAGGCAAAAGGACCUUCAAAUGGAAGCUUUCCCAGACAAUGCUGUUUCAACAGUGACUCAUGAUUACAAUUCAGGGGUAUCACAAAGUGUAUCCAGCAACCAGGAAAGGUCCAAUCAGUUAACUGUCGAUGAACAAUCUAACCUGAGUUUAGAAGCACAGCCCACAUCUUCUGCUUCUACAGAUGUAAAUAUAACUCUUACAACCAACAGUACUGUUCCCAGUUGUCAUGUACUAAGCAGCACUCCUACUCCACGAUCUUUCACUUUAUCACCGUCGUCCUCAUCACUUCUAUCUUCACCGCCAUCAGUCUUCGUUAAUGAAAGUGCUUUAAGUUCCACAUCGCCCAACUUGUCCACUGCCUCGCCAACAAUUAUGAGAGCAUCAAGCUCCAAUCAUGUACCUGUGACAAGCUCUCCGCCUAUUUCUUCAACAGCAGAAGCAACUCCUGCUGUGAAAAAAAAGGUCAGUCUUUUAGAAUACCGCAAAAGAUUAAAGGAAAAGCCUGCUUCAACAAGUGUAGAAACAAAAACACCAGAAACAACAUCACAUCAGUACAAGAUGUCCUCAUCUCACACAGCCACAUCAUCCACAUCACCAUCCAAGUCAUUUCUUUCAAGUAACACUCAGAAAAUGCCUACCCUUGCAACAUUACCACUGUUUCGUUCAACUGAUAGAAGGAAAGAUGACAAAAAGAAACCCAUUCCAAAAGUCGAGAAACAGCUAAGUCUAACUGAAAGGCUUCGCUUGGAGUUCGGUCUUGAAGACUGCACAGAGGAACAAAAAAAGAAAUCAGAUGACUCAGAGGUUGCUUCAUCAAAUGGAGGUAGAGAUGACUCCUUGCCACCCCCACCUCCUCCUUCUCAGCCAGCUUAUGCAUCAGCUAGCUUUGUUGCAUCUUCAUCCCACUCAAGACCAGGAUUUCUUGCAGCUACACAGACAUCCAUUGUAAAUGGUGGCCCAAGCACAAGUUACAACUACCAUCAGCAGCCAAGCAUUUCAUCAACUUCAACCCCUCCACCUGUCGUAACACCGGGAAGAGAAGGAUUGGUUUAUCCAGGACUGGUUACUGCAACUCUAUCAAAUCAUACACCGCAACAAGCCCCCUCUUCUUCUUGCCAUUUAAGCGCCUCAAACUCUCAGCAGCCUCAUACAAUUUCAUGGACUGCUACCCAAGGACCCACAUCUUCAUCUCCAGCUUUGUCAGUGAAUCACCUUUCCUUUAGACCGCCUCUACUUUCUCAGACAAUUGUAAGUGGCAAUACAGUUCCAGAAGAUCAUCCACCACCACCUCCACCCCCUCCAAGACCACACCAUCGACCAUCUCCAAGCUCAUCCACAUCAUCAUCAUCAGUAAUGCACAGACAUAAUCUUCAAAGCUCUAGUGGAAAGAGUAACAAGGCAGCACCAUCCUCAUCAGCAGCAUCUUCAUCACGCUACCCAGAAAAUAGAAGCAGGUACUAAGCUGUAACUAGCUGAAUGUAAAUUUUGUACUAUAAACUGAACCAGAUCUAAAAUGGUAUGAGCUGAUGUCUCUAGCUAUUUGGUCAAUUUACGCAUUUAGAUAUAUUAUUUUAGUAGUCUAUUGUUUACAUAUUUGUUUCAUGAUUCUUGCCACAAAAUAAGUAGUAGCACUCUAUAAGUACAAGUCAUUCAUUUAAAAUCUUCUAGAAUCAUUCAUUAAGGCCUAUAGUGUAGUAUUGUUCAAUUUUAAAAAUUGUAAGCCUAAACUCUAUAAAUUGACUAUUGUAGUUUCCUAUGUUGUUUUAUCUUGUUUAACUUUGUUUAUACUCUUUUUUUUCCCAAUCACUGGUUUGUGUGCAGUAUAAGAUGAAUAUAUUGCCAUACUCUGUGCUUUUAUGUUAAAAUUCUCUAAGCGCAUGGUCAUUUUAACCAGAGAACAGCAAGCAACAAAAUCAGUUUCACGCGUUUACCUUCUGAAACUACUGCCAGAAAAUUUUCUCACUACGAAUCAUUCCGUCUUUGCUAAAUAAAACAUUAUAUUUUAACAUUAUGUAUAGCUGUUUUUGGUAUUAUGAUCUUGAAUUAAGUGUAAACUUUUUUAAAUGCUAUAAUUAACAGUAAAAAAAAUAUGUACACUACUAGUUAUGCAUUUAAGGGUUUUAUGAGAUUACCUUUGUGAGUAUUUAAUAAUUAGUAUCAUCUGCACAACUUCUAGUUCAAGACUCUAAAAUCACUUUCUGCCACUCAGUACUUUAGUGAAUACAACCAUAUACUUUUUUAUGAAUUAAUUUCCAAAAUAUUUUAACAUUUUUUAAUUAUCUGCUUAAUACAUGUUUCUCUUAUAUUACUGUACACAUCUUAAAAGUUUUUUUGCUAGAUGAGUGAUUUAUUUUGACUGCUAAGAUGAUCUCACGGCUCCUUCCAAUAGCCCUAUGAAGUAAAGAAUUAUCACAAUUAAUUGUGGAUACAUGAUUCUACCUAUUGUUUACCAUACUUGCGUUAGUCAUGCUUUGAAUCAACUAUCGGAUUAGGCCUAUAUCUAAACUAAAUUUGAGCCAAUCCAGACAUUCACUGAGUAUUAUAAUCUACAGAAUCUAAUUUUUAAUUAGCUUGAUUUAGGUCUCUACUGAUGUUGUAUUAUUCAGGGACUCUAAUAGGUGGCAUAAUGUGAAUUUCCAACUGCGUCAAAUCACAUUUGAUGGUUAACUCCUAUGUAUGCUUGUUAACCAAACCAGUUUGUGACGCAAUUUCUUCUUUUACAAAAUACCCCUUUUCAGCUUUCAUAGUGUUUAGUAGUAGUUAAAAUAAAUAUCGAGUUGAACUAGGUUACAAAGUUCAUAAAAUAAGUAAUGAAACCAAAUCAUAGAGUUUGUAAUAGUAAACCUUUUGCCAUAUUUUUCCAGUUAGGUUUUGUCAGCUGUGCGGUUCCCCUCUACAGAUCAACAUUGAUGUAAACAUUGCUAAUUUCUGUUAAAUGUUUAACCCAACUGUUGAAAGAAACUGACUAUAGUGCUGAUAAAUCUUGUUUUGAUCUUUACUUGUAAAUAGUAACUCAAUUGCUGUAAAUAAAAGUUGUAUUUAAAUAACUAAAAAUAUAUAUUAAAAUGUGCUUGAUAAACAUGUGAAAAGUUUUAGUUUUCUGUAAAUAAUUGGUUUGUGAUGUAACAAUUAUAUUGUCUAAAUGAACAUAGAUUUCCUACUCGCCCGUUGAAUAAUCUGAUUUGCUUUUGUUAACUAUUCUAAAUACUAUUACUAAAGAAACAUCUGCUUUGUUAUGAUGAAAAUCCUGCCAUAAGUACAUGCCUAUUUGCUAACUUAAUCUUCAAAAAAUUUAGUUCAAAAUAAUAGGACCAUAUUUUGGACCAUUUUGUGUUCUAUUGUACAUAUGCCUUUGGCUCAACUUUUCAGGAGGAAAUUCAUUGCAGUAAGUCCCAAACUUUCAUAAAGGGAGAAGGGAGGGGUUUGUUGUGUACAUACUUUGUUGUCAUGACAUAAAGGUCACUCAUGUUUCUUGCUUAUGUCAUGUAAUGCUAGAGUGUUUGAUGUCAAUGCUUAAUGCUCUAGUGUUAUAAAUAAAAGUUUUAAAUAAAAUGCAUUGA
This is a messenger RNA of Physella acuta, 8941 nucleotides long. RefSeq names its product mucin-4. The record is from RefSeq and is a predicted model, not a curated record. Gene Ontology annotation, cellular component: Set3 complex; Rpd3L-Expanded complex. NCBI's taxonomy places the organism in Eukaryota, Metazoa, Mollusca, Gastropoda, Physidae. Gene Ontology annotation, biological process: regulation of DNA-templated transcription.